Mycena citricolor is the source of this 554-nucleotide messenger RNA. NCBI's taxonomy places the organism in Eukaryota, Fungi, Basidiomycota, Agaricomycetes, Agaricales, Mycenaceae. The record is from the annotation of a GenBank genome assembly.
CAGCCAAUGACGGCGAAGUAUACAUCUCCAUCAUCCACGACGGCUAAGGUUGACCAGAUGGGACAUGGAUUGUUUUGAUUUCCGGAGACAGGCAAGUGGUCGGGGUCUUGGGACCGCGUUACUUUUCGCUUUAUACCUGCUUACUAAGAGUGUCAAUGCUGACGCUACGAGCCCGUCGUCAGUCGGCAUCAGCGUCGGGCCGACGCGGGCGACGCAGCUCCCGGGCUGGACAGGGACAUGUACUCGAGUACAACCGUGCAUUAGAUUCUUACCGUCAAGAUUUAUUUUAUUUUAAAGUUGGAACGCAGUUGAUCUUACCGUCAAGAACAAGCGGAACUGGGCUCACUGAAAAGUGCCGCGGAGACGAUAGAGGACGAUCAACAUGCUGUCCAUGUCUGCUGAGACGCUGAUCGACGUGAGAAUGAUCCGCGCAGCCAACGGGACUAUUCCAGACGCCGUUCUGAACGACGGCGUCACGGCAGCGAUGGAGAUCUCACUCCUGCGGCACUCCAGAACAGUGUGCCGCAGACUCCACAGCACUGUGGCCUCGGCGG